Molecule: messenger RNA, 4482 nt
Organism: Leucoraja erinaceus (little skate)
Lineage: Eukaryota; Metazoa; Chordata; Chondrichthyes; Rajiformes; Rajidae
Product: general transcription factor II-I repeat domain-containing protein 2A-like
Exons: 2
Coding region: 169-1959 (596 amino acids)
Molecular function (GO): protein dimerization activity
Source: RefSeq, a predicted model, not a curated record
GAUCGACGUCGGCGCUGUGGCGCCGCUCCGUCAGCUCAGCUCGGCUCCGCGCCCUCCAUCUUCCCUCAGCGCUCACCGGCCCGACCUGUGCGCUGCAACCUUCCCUCGACCGCCGAGCCGUCGCCGCCGCCGCCGCCCCCACGGGGGGGAGUUUACCCGCAAACCUCAAUGGCUACAAAACGCAGGAAGGUGGAUGCUGAGUGCCGAAUCUUCCAGGGCAUUUGGACAGAAAAGUACUUCUUUAUACAGCACUUCGGCACGCCCACAUGCCUUAUCUGCCACGCAAGUGUUAGUGUGAACAAGGAGUUCAACAUCAGGCGGCACUAUGUAACAAAACAUCCAAAAUUCAGUGAAAUUAUUGGGCAAGCAAGGAAGCAUGAAGUUCAUAACCUUAAAUGGAGCCUGGCAAAUCAGAUGUUGAAGAAACAAGGUGUGGAAUCAGAGAGGAACACGCUUGCUAGCUACGCGGUUUCUAAGUUGAUAGCAGAAAAUAUGAAGCCCGUCACUGACGGAGAUUUUGUGAAAGAAUGUUUGAUGGCAGUUGUGGAAAUUCUGUGUCCUGAGAAAAAGGUUUCAUUUUCAAAUGUCAAUCUCUCUGCAAGAACAGUUGCACGACGAAUAGAAGAAAUGUCAGCAGAUGUGAAAAGCUGUUUGAAGGACUAUUGCAGAAAUUUCCAGUUCUUCUCAAUAGCCCUCGAUCAGAGUACAGAUACCAAAAACACCGCUCAGCUUGCAGUGUUUGUACGUGGAGUAACUUCAGAUUUUGACACUGUUGAGGAGUUUGUUCAACUGGAACAUAUGAAGGGUGCUGCCAUAGGAGUAGAUAUUCUUGUGGCAUUGCUCAAGUGUACCACAGACAUGGAGCUGGAUCUAUCUAAGUUAGUAUGCGUAGCAACUGAUGGAACGCCAGCAAUGGUUAGAGAAAAAAAAGGUGCUGUGGCUAUGCUUGAAAGCCACAUGGAAGGCCUUGAAAUUAACCACGAGAUUAAAAAAAUGCACUGCCUAAUCCACCAUGAAGCACUGUUCGCCAAGUCUUCAAAUGUGAAGGAUGUGAUGGAGGUAGUGGUAAGAGCAGUAAACCUGCUAUUGUCACGGGGACUAAACCACCGUCAAUUUCAACAACUUUUCUCGGAAGCAGAGGCCCAGUAUGGAGACCUGCUCUAUUUCUGCGACGUUCGGUUGCUCAGUCGAGGUGCAAUGUUAGAAAAGGUAUACGCUCUGCGGGAAGAAAUAGCAACAUUCCUCGAAGGUAAAAAUGUGAGUGCCUCAGAAUUUCGCGAUCCUAAAUGGCUUUCGAGUCUAGCAUUCCUGGUAGAUUUAACAGCUCAUUUAAACAACCUCAACUCGCAACUUCAGGGAAGAAAUCAACUCGUACAUGAUAUGUGUGGACACAUCGUCGCCUUCGAAACAAAACUGCGACUGUGGGAAUGCCAGCUUGAGAAAUCAUGCUACGCUCAUUUCCCCAAACUCCAGGAGACCCAACCGACAGACACCGACACAUUUGUGACUGUGAUACGUGACUUGAAAACUGAGUUUUCUUCACGUUUCGCUGACAUUCGCUCACACACAAGCGAAUUCAGGCUGUUUGCCACUCCAUUUGACGUGGACAUCGACAAUGCACCAGAAAAUGUUCAAAUGGAACUUAUUGAGAUGCAGUGCAGCGAUGUAUUAAGAACUAAAUUUAAUGCAACGGACAUAUCUCUACUAGAGUUCUACAAGAAAUAUCUCCAUGAAACUGGUAGGUAUACCAACUUAGUAGAUCACGCAAAAAAAAUGACAUCAAUGUUCGGCAGUACUUACAUGUGUGAGCAACUCUUCUCAAAAAUGAAAUACACGAAGAGUAAAUUAAGAAACCGACUGACUGAUGCCCAUUUAGAUGGCAUCUUGCAUCUGGCCUCUUCCAACCUGUCACCUGAUAUUGAGAGACUGUCGAGCGUAAAACAACAAGUGUCACACUAACUGCUAUGAGACAGACAAACAGACUGACGGAGAGGGGAAGGGUAGUUUCAAUACCAGUGUCUCAAACUAACUUUGUUCUGAACUUUGUUUAGUUCACUUUGUUCAGUAGUCAAGUCAAGUCAAGAGAGUUUAUUGUCAUGUGUCCCAGAUAGGACAAUGAAAUUCUUGCUUGCUGCAGCAAAACAGAAUAUUGUAAACAGUUCAGUUCAAUAUACACAUAUAUGUAUGCUGUAGACAAAAUAUUGCUAAGUGGGACUAAGUGGGACCCAGCAUCACACGGGAGAGCUGGUCCCCCAACGCAUAAUUCCAACUCUCCACCAAUUCCAAUAUUGGUGGCCAGUGGGCGGGGCUUUCUGGAGUGCUAGUAUGGGUGUUGUGGGCUGAAGGGACUGGUUUCCAGAGGGCUAGUAUGGACAUUGUGGGCCGAAUGGAUUCUUGGGCUGGCGGCUCAGUCACUCAAGCCUGUUGUGCUGGCAGCUCACUCACUCACGGGCCGGUGGGCUCGCUGUUGACACACGGCUAUUCUUUGAAAUUUCAUUUCAAGCAGGGUGCAAGGUCACCAAAUUGAAGUGCAGUUUCAUACCACUUCAAGCAGGGUGCAAGGCCACCAAAUUCAAGUGCAGUUUCAUACCACUUCAAGCAGGGUGCAAGGCCACCAAAUUCAAGUGCAGUUUCAUACCAUUUCAAGCAGGGUGCAAGGCCACUAAAGACAGCGAUUCGUGACCUCUCCCUCCUCCAUCUUGCAGAGACUGAGCCACGACCACACGUCUGGGUUUUAUAGUCCCUCCCGCCAGAAGGGGCAUGUCCUUCAUGACAUGAUUGACAGGAGAGAAUAUCAACAUUUUUAAAACACUAAUAACUCUUAUUUUCCAUCGAUGAGAAAAAUCCUCUCGUCCUGCGCAGCGGAGGAGGACUCUGAGUAAGAUGGCCGAAAAUCACAGCCGUAAGUGGCAGUGUUUUUUCUAAAAUCAAUAUACAGAACAACAGGAAGUGGUCAAGGUCAGACUUUUAGUAAUAUAGAUGUAUUAUUACCUCCAUUUAUUAACAAUGGCGAUACAUGUGGCAGCCAUCCACUCACAGACAUGGGUCCUGCCCCUAUUCAGAACAAGAUUGCCGACCCCUGCCUUAUGUCCUUAUGCCAUUAUAACAAGAGCUGGCACGGUGGCGCAGCUGUAGUGUUGUUGCCUCACAGUGCCAGAGAUCCGGGUUCAAUCCUUACUACUGCCACUGUCUGUACAGAGUUUGUAUGUUCUUCCUGUGACCAGGUGGGAUUUCUCCGGAUGCUCCGGUUUCCUCCCACAUACAGGUUUGUUGGCUUCUGUAAAUUGUAAAUUGCCCCUCGUAUUUAGGAUAGAACUAGUGUGCGGGCAGUGGCGGACUGGGUCUAAAAAUAUUGGUUGCCGAGACAAAGGGGACCCACUUGAUAUAGGGGUCCCACUUCAUCAGGGGCCCACUUGCCAUCGGGCAAGCUGACACCCUGGCCAGUCCGCCACUGUGUGCGGGGAUCGCUGACCCAUGUACCGAGGGGCCUCUUUCUGUCCUGUAUCUCUAAAACUAAAACUAAACUUAUGUUAAGUUCUAUUGUUCUUUUAAUUGUGUUGUUUUCUUUUAAUUGUAUGACUGCAUGGUAACUCCAAUAUCACAGUACCUUACUGGUGCAUGUGACAAUAUAUGUGAAUAAGAAUUCGAAUUUGAAAGGAAAGAAAGCAGCUUAAAAGGAGAAUUCCUCAGAGUAGGGGCUUACAAGAUGGAAAACAUUGUUAACAAAUGAGGAAGUGGACAGAGGAACAGAUAUUAUGAAAUGAUUCCAUUGUAGAAAGUGAGGCAAGUGGUCACUCUUCAUCUGGACUGAGUGAGAUAUCUCUAUCCAGUUCAUAAACUGGAACCUACCAAGAAAUAAAAGGAAUAUAAAGGAGACCAUUGUGCUCAAACCCUGGCUCUGCAAUGUAUGAUUCAUUUAUAUUCCAUCUCACGGAACGCCAGGGAAGAAGUUGGAAAAUGUCAGUAACUUCAUAACAUUACAUCAUACAUUGUGAAAAAACACAUACCAACUUUUUUCACUGACAGGCCUGCCCUGCUUCCUGGGCUUUGCCUUCCAGCCUGAAUUGAUAGGCUCAUCUUAGGUUAGCCGACAAAAAGCUGGAGUUCCUCAGUGGCACGGGAGAAAAGGAAUAGGUGACGAUUUGGUUUUGAGCAAAGGACGAGGUGAUGUUUUGAUUCAAGACCCCUCUCAAGAGUCUCUGAAGAAGGGUCUCAACCCGAAAUGUCACCUAUUCCUUUCCUCCUGCCUGGCCCGCUGAGUUACUCCACCUUUAUGUGUCUAUCUUCGGUUUACACCAGCAACUGCAGUUCCUUCCCACACAUACCUGUGAAUGGGAUGCUUGCACUCUGAAGAAAAAUCACGAAUUUCCGAACACGAAGAAAGAUUGGUGGCCACAAUUUCUGUUUCUUCAGGGGAUUCACUGGCAACUUUUGUGUCCCAUUGCUACUCUGUACUAUUAAAAGUCUCAUCUUGUAUGUAUG